CGUUUUGCAGCAUCGGUUCAUAUUGCGAAAAGAAAUAGUCUUAUAAUCUUUUUUAAGAACAGGUCUACGACUAUAUGUCUCGGAGACCUGAUAGGAGAAACACACGUUAUCUCUGGAUAGGAGAAGGAGAACACCUUAAGCACGAGAGUUAGUUGGAUAAAACACCAAAUACCUAAAUUAUACUGGCUGAGGGAUCAAUUAAAAAAAUGUUGUUUUAAAUAAAACUGUAAAAAAAGUUAGUUGGAUAAACAUCAUAAUACCUAAUUUAUACUCGCUGAGGGAUCAUUUAAAAAAAAUUGUGAUUUUAAAUAUGAAUGGAAAAAAAGAAGAAGUUAAGGAUAGGUUGCUGGCAAUGAUUGUUACUCUUUAGGCUUGCUGCUAAUUUAGUGGAUUUAUUAAAUGGAUGAGCAGGAAGCAAUGACUUUACUGGUGACCUUGAGACCGCCUAUGGUAAUGACACAUGUGAGACAUAGGUACAGUGUUAACAAGGGAAAUGCACAGGACAGGAAUUACAAGGACAACGUAUAGAACGAUUCAGUUAGCCUUGGAUUUGUGGACUGGUGGGAGGAAUAUUAAUUAGAAGAGAGGAUAAAGGGAGAGAAUAAAUUGUGAGAUGACGUAAACUAAUCUACUUGAAUUGCUACGAAAAUUUUAUUUAUUCUAAUCUAUCUUUCUUAUGUAAGAAGUGAUUGUAUCCUCCGUUGUCGCACUGUUCACAUCUUGCAUCAAUUCUAGAAUUCCACCUUGAAUUGCAGUUCAUACCAAAGAACAAGGCAGAAGAGAGGAAAUGAUAGUGGCCGUGCGUGUAUUUUGUGAUUAACAUACAACCUUUUUUAUUUCUCUAUUUAUUGUCUAAUUAAUUAUUAACAAGUCAUAUCUCUAAAACAGGAUGGCGUGAGUGUAAUCUUGUGCUCAUUAAACUAUUGAAAAUUUACAUCAUGUAUAGACAAUUUAGCAUAUGUGAGAUGAACGAAAAGACAGUGCUCCGUGUCAAGUAGAAGUUUCAGUUUUAUGUUCUAUGGAACUUGUUCUAGUGAUUCUCAUUUGCUUUUGAUGCUCUCUAUCUCAUGAUAAAGUGUAAUGCUCCUUUUAUAUUAAGGACUUAAUUAAAAACCACAAACAUGUAUACUAAGCACUAAUGGUCCAAAUUAAAUAAUAUAAGCAGUUCUCAUGUAAUCUUAAUGGGGGCCCUAUGCCCCUAUUGGCUACACAGAUGCGCACUCUUCGAUUAACCCCAACAUAGCAUUGUGGAAGAACGAUUGAGCAGCCUUUAGGAUUUAUGUUUUCUCGCAUGCGUGGAGUAAGAAUCGAUAUGAGGAUGCAAUGCCUGGAUACAAAAUUCUUUACUUCUUCAACUUCUCUGGCGCCAAUACAACUUCCUUCCCGAAUGGAAACUCAUCUUUGGUAUGUUAUACCUAAUGAAGUUAAGAGUGAACAACUCUUAAACAAAUACUUGGAAUUUCUACCAAAAUCUGAAAAAGAACGUGUUUUUAGCAUGCGUGGCGACGAACUGCAAAAAGGAGCUCUGCUUGCUCGUGCUCUUGUUCGUACUACCAUUGCGAGAUAUCAGACAAAUCAAGUUAGUCCAAGGUCUUUGAAGUUUAGGAAGAACAUCCAUGGGAAGCCUGAGGUAGACUGGCAACAGAUUGAGGAUUGGCAUCCUCAACAAUUGCAUUUCAAUAUUUCACAUACCGAAUCACUAGUAGCAUGUGGAGUGACGACGCAUAAUCCAAUUGGCAUAGACAUAGAAGAAAAGGAACGGAAGAUUAAACACAGUAUCUCAUCAUUUGCUAAAAGAUACUUUUCCCAGCAGGAGGUGCAACUAUUAAGUUCUAUUUCAGACCCCGAAAUUCAGCGCCAGGAGUUCAUAAAAUUAUGGACACUCAAGGAGGCUUAUGUUAAGGCAUUAGGAAGGGGAUUUUCUGGAUCACCAUUCAAAACCUUUACCAUCCGGUCUGUAGCUGCUAGCAAAGAAGGCAUUCAUCUUUCUGAAAGUUCCAGUUCUGAGAAUUCUGACAUAGUGGUCGAGUCUUUAGAGGAUUCCGCCAACCACACAGGCGAUUGGCGAUUUGCACUCUUGGAAUUGGCUGGGUCUCAUUAUGCUGCCAUUUGCUCAAAAAAGUACUGUGCCGAUAAAUAUAAAAGCCAUCCUAUGAAAAUGAGUGUGUGGAGGACAAUUCCACUUGUUGAAGAUGAAUAUGUUUCCGGGACUGAUUCUGUCAUAGCUGUUGGGGGGCUAAUGUAAGUAGCAAUUUUUGUGCAAGUUAACUAACCGAUUAUUAUUGUUGCUGGCAUGAUCUAAUCAUGAUUCCAGAUUGGUAUUGCAAGUAAUUAACUAAUGGUAUUGAAUGUAUUUUCGAGAUAAAUUGGUCCUCUUGAUCUUGUAUAUAGGGAUUACAACUUACAAUUGUGUAGACUAAAGAGGUUAAUGAGGUAUGACAUUUGAUCUAACUGCUCUGGACUGUAUUGCAAUUGUAAUGCUUACAAUUAUUUAUAUGAAAAACAAAGAUUGCUAUUGCACUUAACUUGG
Molecule: messenger RNA, 2530 nt
Organism: Daucus carota subsp. sativus
Lineage: Eukaryota; Viridiplantae; Streptophyta; Magnoliopsida; Apiales; Apiaceae
Exons: 9
Coding region: 1280-2245 (321 amino acids)
Biological process (GO): fatty acid biosynthetic process
Cellular component (GO): cytosol
Molecular function (GO): holo-[acyl-carrier-protein] synthase activity; magnesium ion binding
Source: RefSeq, a predicted model, not a curated record